AUGGUGCUGGUCCUGUUGAUACUUAUAAUCGGAUUUGCGGCAGCAAAUCCUUUUCCAAAUACAUCGAACAACCGAUUAGUCCCUCAAGUCCAAAAAGUGCUUUCGCUUUCCACGGAGAAUCAUUUGGAUAGAAUAGACGACAGCUCAGAUCAAAUAAAUGAAACGGUAGAAAAUACGAAUGAAACUGCUCUAUUAAUUCCGAAGCACACGAUCCAUUUCAAAGUUUCCGAGUCGAAGACAAGUGAAAAUGAGAAAAAUGAGAAAAGGACACAAGCACGGAAACAUAAAGCUUUAUUUGUAGAUUAUCCUCUGUUAUCGCGUAUCAUACAUUAUCCAAGGGUGUCUGCGUAUAAAAUCGGUUACAACGACGAUUCAGAGUUGACAGCCAACGAUAGAUCAUCGGACGAGUCUAAGAGAUACCAGGAUCAAGAGAGUGAUAUCUUUUAUAUCCGACUUCCGCCUAUUCCAUACAUGUUUGUACCCGGUCUCGGAUACAUCUCGCAACCACCCACAUACUCAAGCGCUUCCUUGAAGCCCCAGAUACCCCUUGUUCCUCAACUAGUCCAGCUACAUCACGUGAGACCUGUGCGACCUCAACCAGCCUCUCAACAGACCGUUAAUUCCUUCAUCAAAUUGCCUAUAGACUUCAUAAGCAACGGCAAGCCCACCUCCGUUUACCAAUGGCAAAGGAAACCUGGCAAGAAGCCAACCGACAGUCCAAUCACGAACCUGGACAACCUGUCAGCCGACUUCGUGAACAACGGUAAGCCGACCUCUAUUUAUCAAUGGCAAGCGAAUCUCAGGCCGGUAAAGAGGCCGGAUGAUUCGCUUAAUAGUCUUGAUAUGGGACCUUACACCUUUAAUGGCAAACUAACCAACGUGUACUUGCUUGAAUCGAAUGACUCCACCACAAUGCAUCAGUCCAUUCGACAGUCCAAUUAUGUGCAUAAAUAA
Molecule: messenger RNA, 954 nt
Organism: Cyphomyrmex costatus
Lineage: Eukaryota; Metazoa; Arthropoda; Insecta; Hymenoptera; Formicidae
Exons: 1
Coding region: 1-954 (317 amino acids)
Source: RefSeq, a predicted model, not a curated record